AUGGUAUCAUUAAGCCCUUUACUCGUACCGAUGGUUCAGUCUCCACCUUGCACGCCACCCACAGUUGGAGGUCCCGCAAAUCCUCCCCGAACUCCUUCGGGAUCAGGCAGCCACCCACAGCAUCAGCUAAGAAAUGCACGGCGCCAAUUGACUGGAUCUCCAGUGCAUAAUCACCCACUGCCCAAUACAAUCAAAUGCCACCGAAAAAAUCUAAUCUCAAUAACGCGAGGGGCAGAGAGGCACGACGCAAACGUGUUGAAAAUGCUCAUCAGUCGGCAGAACAAUACGAAACAAGAAAUGCAGAUCAAAGAAUCAGGACAGCAGAGAGUCGUGCACAAGAACAUUAAUAACAGCAUGACGAACGUCUGCGACAGACUAUUAUGA
Molecule: messenger RNA, 384 nt
Organism: Parnassius apollo (apollo)
Lineage: Eukaryota; Metazoa; Arthropoda; Insecta; Lepidoptera; Papilionidae
Source: the annotation of a GenBank genome assembly